ACGGUUUACAUUAAAUGGACUGCAUAGUCACGUGAUGCUAUACGUCACAUGUAAACCAGGGGGAAGAUGGCGGCCGCCGGAGGAGAGCCUUCCACCGAAAAUGUGUCAGAUGAAUUAUUUCAAAACUUUUACACGGAGGUGAAGCAGAUUGAAAAGAGAGACUCUGUGUUAACUUCCAAGCAGCAGAUUGACAGACUGCUCAGACCUGGCUCGUCCUACUUCAACCUCAAUCCCUUUGAGGUGCUGCAAAUUGAUCCGGAGGCAACUGAUGAUGAAUUGAAGAAAAGAUUUCGGGCGUUGUCCAUUUUGGUCCAUCCAGACAAAAAUCAGGAUGAUCCAGACAGAGCACAGAAAGCCUUUGAAGCUGUGGACAAGGCGUACAAACUCCUGCUGGAACCAGAGCAGAGGAAGAGAGCCUUAGAUGUGAUCCAUGCAGGACAGGAAUAUGUGGAGCAUAUCGUAAAGGAGAAAAGGAAACAGCUGAAGAAGGAUGGAAAGCCGUUAUAUGUGGAGGAAGAUGACCCUGAAGUGUUUAAGCAAGCUGUGUACAAACAGACCAUGAAGCUGUUCGCAGAGCUUGAAAUCAAGAGGAAGGAAAGGGAAGCUAAGGACAUGCAUGAAAGGAAAAGGGCAAGAGAGGAAGAAAUCGAGGCAGCAGAGAAAGCAAAGCGGGAGAGAGAAUGGCAGAAAAACUUUGAGGAAACAAGAGAUGGGCGUGUGGACAGUUGGAGGACCUUCCAGGCCAAAGGCAAGAAGAGCAAGGAGAAAAAGAACAGGUCCUUCCUCAAGCCCCCGAAAGUCAAGAUGGAACAGAGGGAAUGAUGUUGUAAAGCUGGACUUUGUUAGAAUAAACCUACUGUUGUUAAAAAAACAGUUCUGUGUGUUAUCACCUCUUCGUCUACAGUCAACUUUGAAGUCGUUGUUCCACAGUCAUCGAGAUACUUUCCUCAUCCCGACCCUGACAAACAUAGUUUUGUACUUGGUUUUUCUAAUGUACAUAUUUGUGAUCUGGACCCAGAGAUCAUACUCUCCUCAUGUAAGAAAGAGAAAUGCUGCAUCUUACAGUUCUGUAACUGAUGAGAAAAAUGUGGUUUGUCAUUGUUUUUUUCUUUUUGUUUUUAUAACUAAAUAAAGCUUGGUCCAAACAAGCCUACAUUACAGUGGUCUGAAGAGCAGAGUCUAACAUGUGAAGAAACAUUAGAUAGGUAGCUAUAGCUAGAUGUGAGGGGUGAGUUCUAAAGGUAUGUGGCAUUACUGUUAUUGGGGAUCUGGUUGUAUUACAGAUACUUUAUAUGCCAGUACUAUGCUGACCACAUACACACACACACAACCUUGAUAUGUGCUCUCAGAUCAAAGCAGAACAGGAACAGAUUUCUGGACCGUCCACCAAUUCACAGAAAAAUAUUCCACAGUACAAAUGCAGGAUUUACAUUUAAUGUCUUAGUUCUGCAUGUCUUAAAUGUAUUCAUUAAAAUACUGUCAUUAAAAACACCUGACCGGUGUUUGCUGCACAUAAUUUUCUAUUUAUGUUGAAUAAAAUUGUUUUACCUGUUAAGUUCCUGCUUUGGAUUUCAAAUAAGUCCACACAAUGAAAGCAGCUCAGGAGUGACAAUGCUGGAUCAAUAAAAUUGUAGUUAUUCAAGA
Messenger RNA from Epinephelus fuscoguttatus (brown-marbled grouper), 1644 nucleotides. RefSeq names its product DnaJ (Hsp40) homolog, subfamily C, member 8 (gene dnajc8). Bases 67 to 822 code for a protein of 251 amino acids. The transcript is spliced from 9 exons. Gene Ontology annotation, cellular component: nucleus. NCBI's taxonomy places the organism in Eukaryota, Metazoa, Chordata, Actinopteri, Perciformes, Serranidae. The record is from RefSeq and is a predicted model, not a curated record.